Messenger RNA from Cladocopium goreaui, 11727 nucleotides. NCBI's taxonomy places the organism in Eukaryota, Dinophyceae, Suessiales, Symbiodiniaceae. The record is from the annotation of a GenBank genome assembly.
GUGAGAAAAUUCCACGCGCGGUCUCUUGGGGUGGACCUUGGAUGCCAGUUGCUGACAGUCAAUGGAAAGAAGGUGCGGUGGGAGGCGUUGGAGCUGCUGAAAGGCGAAAAGGACUUGGCCUUGGAAUCCCUGGCGCCUCCCUAUUUGCUUCGACUUCGACAAAGUGGGCCCAAACUCCUGUGCCACCAAGGCUGUAAUGCCAUGUGCGAUGGCGGCCAUGUGAUGAAGGCCCAGUACUGCGGUGGCGUUCUGUGUCCCGAGGGCCAUGCUCUGAAGUGUCUUCCCUCGCCGGAAGCAGAGCAGUGCUGUGAGAGUUGUGGGGUUCAGUUGGAGGAUGAGAUGAUUUUGGGAUGUCCGCAAUGCUUGGAGGACCAUGUUCGGCUCCCAUCAUCAAAUGACAAAUACAACCUUCUGUGCUUUCGCUGCGGCUGGCGACUGUCGGUGAAGAAUAUGAGUGGGGAAGAUUCCCCGUAUAAGAGCCGUGGUGAGGUGCACUGCAAAGAUUGCGGCAGGAGUAUCAUGGAGCAGGAUGAGGAGUUUGCAGGGCACCCUGAUGCACGACGUUUUUAUCACUGUCCCAGUUGCUGGGAGGAUGGCAUCAAGGAGGAUCGAUGCUACUUUUGUAGCAUUCGACACUUGGCGUGCCCAAAGGCCCAUCGUAUGGUGCCCUGUUUGAAGUCUCCCUUCUUCGAAGACUUGGAAUGCCUGGAAUGCCACAGUGAGCUCUUUCCCCGGGAGGCUGCAUACCAUUGCGGAAACUGCUGGUGGAAUGGGAAGCGCAGCUCCAGAUGUGAGAGCUGUGGAUCUUUGAAGCAGUUGAUGUACUGCAUCGACCCCAACGCUCGUCUCCAAGUUGUGGCUGGCGACGCCGCGAAGGCCGAUGUCACUUGGGGCGCGGCCUUCGAGCCUCUGGGGCAUUCGAUGGUAUGCUGCGGCGAGGACACUGAGAUGGAAGUGGAUAUAGCUAUGAAACUAAGAGGCUUGAUUUAUCCUUUGGGAGCACGGAUGUCUUUGUCCUCCAUCUUCAACUUCUGCGAGGCCACCGUGAUCAGCCUCCAUGAGACGGGAAAAUACGUCCUGCGCCUCGACGGAAGAUCGGGAAAGCAGCUGCUGUUCGAACCAGAUCUGGGGAACCACGUGGCCGCGGGCGUGUGGCGUUAUGGCGUGGGUCAGAAGCUGAUGGUCUUUGUAGAAGGUAAAUGGAGAGAGCUCAGAGUGCACAAAGUCAGCACCUAUGGGAAUCAGCACAUUUUGGAGGAGGUUGGCAAACAGCUGCGCUGGGAGAUCGAUCUCAACAGUUUCAACCAUUCCCCUGCUUGGCUCCCCCUGGACGACUGGUGGUUGGAAUUGAGGCGCUGGGAGGACAUGCUGCUGUGCUCUUUGGGUGCCAGUGACGUCUUCACCGCACAACCGUUGGAUAUUUUGACCUUGAGCUGGCCCCUUGCAGAUGGGAAGUCGAUCUGUGCCGAUCCCGGCAUUGGCAUCUUCAGCAAGGUCCCCGAUGUGGAUCCAAGCUCCAAAGCUGAAGACGUCUUUUUUUGUCUUUGGUCCCAGCUGCUCCGCAGCACCACGCAACGCUCCCAGGGGCGACACCAGGGCUAUGCCACGGCGGCGGCGCCCGUGCUGCUGUUGGGCCCGGUGGGCUCGGGCAAGACGCAGCUCCUGCGGCGCCUGGCGCUCGAGGCCAUCGUGGCGCAUGACGGGGAGAUGGUGCCGCUGCUGGUGACUGCCACGCAGCUGUUUUUGGGCACCUGCAUCAGCGCUCGAGCCUCCAACGAAGCCUUGUACCAACGACGCUUGAUGCGACGCUCUGCGCAGGACUCGCAGGACCUGGGGACGAAUCGCUUCCAAUCGGCAGACUUCUUGGUGAUUUACAUCAGCAACUUGGCCUGGCAGGUGACCACCAGGCAGCCAGGAAUGGCCUUUGGCGCGCAGAGCCCCACCACGCGCUUCCUGCGGCAGGCCUUGCACAGCCGACGUUUGCUGCUGCUGGUCGACGACCUGCACUUGAUCCCUAUGAAGAUGCAGACACAGUUGCUUCAGGGUUUGUAUCGUCUCAACGGCAUGGGCCUUCGCGUGGUGGUGGCAGGAAGUCCACCUCCGGAGGUCUUCGUCUCCUUCCCAGCUACGGAAGUGGAGCCGGAGGAGGAAGAUGCGCCGGGGGAACUUCAGCUGAAAACGCCGCUUCGGAAGACAAUGGCGGGCCUUGAUCUCCUGGAUGGAGGUGAUGCGCCCAAGAAGGAGCACCAUCGAAAGACCUUGGCAUCUUCUGACAGUUCCAAUGAGGUAGAGAAGGACAUCUUUAAGACAAAAAAAACGAAGACGCUGCCGGUCCGAGAGGAGAUCGGGAAGCCAGCUGGAAAGGAUCAGAAUGGCUGCAACCACAUGGUGCUUCUCCGGAGUGAUGGCAACGCUGUGGCUUGCGGAGAUAAUGUGCAUGGACAAUGUGAUAUUCCGCGCUUAGAUGAGGGAAUGUCCUACACCCAGGUUUCUGCAGGCGACUGUCACACAGUGCUUCUCCGAAGUGAUGGCCAUGCUGUGGUUUGCGGAGGCAACCUGGACGGGCAAUGUGCAAUUCCACUUUUAGAUUCAGGAGCGUCAUACACACAGGUGUUUGCUGGCUUCGAACAUACAGUGCUUCUCCGAAGUGAUGGAAGUGCUGUGGCUUGCGGGGAUGAUGAAGAGGGACAAUGCCAAAUUCCACCUUUGGAUGAAGGCACGUCCUACACCCAGGUUUCUGCAGGCACGACCCAUACGGUGCUUCUCCGCAGUGAUGGCAAUGCUGUCGCAUGCGGUAAUAAUGAGGAUGGACAAUGCGACAUUCCACCGCUGGAUGCCGGAAUGUCAUACACCCAGGUCUCUGCAGGCGGGGAUCAUACAGUCCUUCUCCGAAGCGAUGGUUCGGCCAUUGCUUGUGGGAAUAAUUUGUUUGGACAAGUCGACAUUCCACAGCUGGAGCAGGGAAUAUGCUACACGCAGGUUUCUGCUGGCAUGACGCAUACAGUGCUUCUCCGAAGUGAUGGUUGUGCUGUGGCGUGCGGAAACAAUAUCCCUGGACAAUGCGACAUUCCACCUCUCAAUGAAGGAGUUGUCUACACACAGGUUUCUGCAGGUGGGGUGUUCACUGUGUUUCUCCAAAGUAAUGGUGUCGCUGUUGCCUCUGGUUUCAAUGAGGACAUUCCCUCCACAGAGGCUGGUACUUGCUAUGUUGGUGAUAUGCCACUUGCCCGGGACUUUGUUGUCCAACUGGAUUUUGUUCAUCAAGAUGGUGCCAUCAAGCUGACAUGCUCAAGUCCGAUGACUGGAGAAGAAUUUCUACACCUGAAUGUAGGGCUGUCUGAUUUGGCCUGGGACACUCACAAGCUCCUUGCGCGUGAGUUGAAUGUCAAUCUCCAGACUCUCAAGGUGGUCUUGCCUGACGGACAGCUGCUUGCCUCAACCUGCCAUGCAACUCCCAAAGCCACCAUGGCCAAUGAGCAGGAUUUCUGGUGGCUGCCGCAAGAGACCCCGACGCCGCGGCAGCCGCCGCGGCGCCUGUGGCUGUGCCCUCCGCGCCCCAGCGAGCGACUCAGUCGGGCGAAGCUGCGACUGGGAGCCAUCAGCAAUUCGCCUGAGGAGGUGAUCGAAGAAGCACAGGCAGCUCCGGAACCUGGUGACACCUGGUGCACGGCGUGCUGUGCCUGGGAGAGCCUGGGGUCGGAGCUGUGCUCUCCCUGGCACUCCCGAGCCCUGAGGCACGUGGCCACUGAACAGGUGGAAACCCUGGUUCGUUCCGUGCGGGCGCUGAGGAACCUCUCGAGCAGCCUGAAAAGCGCCGAGACUUCUCGAGCCGCUGAGAAGGAACGCAGUGGGGCCUCAAGGUCUCAGGCGGCACGCCCGGUGCUACCACCGCCGCCUCCCCCGCCGGUGAAAGACACCGUCAAGGAGCAGCCUGAGUCAAGCAGUGGCUCAGAGAGCCCAAGUGCUGAGGAGGGAGGCAACGAAGCCGCUGCCACUGCAGCCAAGAGCAAAGCCAAGAAGCCCAGUCGGGAGCGUGAGGAGCCCGAGAGGGAGGAGGCCACCAAAUCCCCAGUCAGACCUGUCAGCCCAGACAGGCCACCCAGGACUGAAGAGGAAAGGAACAGAGAGGAAAGACCUGCCGAGGAUCGGGACAGGCGAGAAGGUGAGAAGAAGGCCAAGAAAAAGAAGAAGGAUCGUGACAGGACUCGCCGGGGCAACAGAGCCGGCAGGCCACAGGGCCCACGACGUGCACGACCGGAGAUGAGGAAACACAGCUAUCCGGAAGGUGCAGAGUUUUCCCACGCCGAUUUUGCAUCCUGGGAACAGCUCACAAUUUUGAAAGGACAGGUGGUAGAGGUCGAAUUGACCGAUUCCGCAGGAGACUUCCCGGCCGAUUUGUGGGCUGGCUUCUUGGUCACAAAGGUGGAGUUGGGUCUGGAAGGCGACAUGAUUUUGCAUGUGAAGAGCCUUGGAUGCGACGACGUCGAGGCUACGAAGUGGCUUUCAACAAACUUCAACAGGCGUCCAGGUUGUCUUCAUUUAUGCCACAGCUACCCAUGCGAGGUGGACGGAGACUUCACCCUGCAUGUGACCCGGCUCAGAGUGUUUUCCAUGGAAGGUUUCGCAAGAGACUACAUCACUGCGGGUAUGAAAAAGCAGAUGAAAAAGUGGUCCGACUCAAUGGAGGACGAGCUUGGGGCACCGUCUCAUGGCCUCGACAUCACCGUCCCAGGCCGAGAAGAUUCAGGUUGGGAAGAGGUGGAACCUAUGAGGGCUUCGGCAAAGGCUCAACCACCUCAUCCUCAAGACCUGGACGAAGAGCGGAUAUCUGCUCAGAAGAGACAGGAGCUGAGAAAAAGGCUGGACGAUGCCAAGGCCAAGAUGAGCCAAGGGCCUGGUGCAGGCGCCGGCACCGAUGCCGUGCCGCCCCAAGGGCCAUCCAAGGAGCCUGCUUCGCCACUGUACUCACCCUCACCUCUGGAAGAGGAGGAGGCCCUUGUGGAUCGGAGGAAAGGCGCGCUGAGGGAUGCCCCUCGUCGCAGCGCCCACGAGGGAUUGACAGAAGAGGAGUUGAUGACUGGAGGAGAGAAAGAAAAAGGAAAGAAAGAGAAGAAACGGAAGAGGAGCCGCGACAGAGGAAAAGCCGGGGUUCUGGCUAUAAAAGACAUUUCUACAGGCAGCUUGCAGGCUCAGCUUCUGAGUCAAGCAGCGAAAGCUGCCCAGGAAAAGGCUGGGAUGAUCCAAGGAGAAAAAGAGAAAGCCAAGAAGAAGGACCCGGGUGCGCUCUUGGUGCGCCUUCUACAACAGGCCACUGGAGGAGACAAGAAGAAGAAAAAGAAAAAGAAGAAAAGGAAGAGGGCCCAUUCUUCGGGUCUUCCCCAGGGCAGUCGCGACAGCCAGAAGAGGAGGAGGCAGAGAGAUGGGUCUGGCGAUCCGGGGUCCAGCCCAAGCUCAUCGAGUGGCAGUGGCCAGACGAGUGGCUCGGAGCUGAACUCAGAAGAUGCCUUGGGGGAGAGUUCCAGCAGUUCAGAAGACCUGCGCAUGGAACCUCCUCUCCGCAAGAGAGCGCGGGAGAAACCGGGGAGCGUCCUGCAGCUCUUAGUGGAGCAUGCACGGGCCCAAUUGGACCAGAGCGCAAAGGUGACAGUUGGCCGAGAGGAGGACAAGAAUUACAUGACCGGGGUCAAGCUGAGCUCCUAUUUCUCCAUCAUCAUCCGCCCCAGGCAAUUGGAGCUAUUGCCGCUGGAGGAGACGUCAGCAGCGGGGCCCCAGCUGGUGUUACAGGCGCCGGCAAGGGCCGUGGCAGCCGGGGCAAAGGUACAGGAUGGCCAGACUGGCAACAGGACCCAAAAGGGAAGUCCAAGAAAGGAGGAAGAGGAAAAGGCAAAGGCAGAGGCUGAUGAGGCGCUUGGCGCUGAGGGCCUAGGGGCUCCGCCAGUUUUUGUUGGCGCUGGUAUCAAGGAUCUCAAAUCCGCUAUACCGUGCUGCACAACCUAUCGAAGCAUGGGAUGUGUGCUUGCUUGGUGUUUGAUUCACAGUGCUGAUGCUGGUGAUUUGAUUUUCCGAAUCCCGCAGUGGAUGAAAGCAUGGAGAGGCUUCACAGCCGCUGCAAACCUGAGCGCUGCCCGCGGGCGGAACUCAGUUUUUCCAUUUAGAGAGGGAGACCUUUCGACCUUUACUGCACAAUUCAACAAAUUCAGCUUGGAGGAAGUCGUCUCGCCCGAAGUGGUGGAGACUUGGAGCAGCUGUGCCUGGCUGUACAACACAAUAUCAGCCUUGAACAAGUUGGCUGGUUACAAGGGAAGCCCUUACAUUGGGCGCUGGACAUCGUCCGAGCGCACGGCUGCCCAGAGCAUGAGGAGAGCAAUCGAGCGUCGCUGCGCAAGAGACGUGGUGAACAUGACCUUGACCGAGGCCGCGUGGCAAAAAGAGCUGAGUGGUAAGCAGAUUGGCUACAAUGGGGAAGAAGUUUCGGUUUGCCAACAACUUUCAUGGGAGCAGGUUAUCCCCAGUUUGCCUCCGGAAGAACAUGGUGGGUCGAUUGAAACUCUUCACUGGGUUAGUCCUAGGACACGUGAGUUUCUUCUCAACCCUUCACUACUCCUCAAAGAACAUUCUGAAGUUCAACUACCUAACCUCCCGGGGAAAAUCCAUGUCAAAGCAGAGGACAAGAUGUCCAUUGCACAUGAACUUGUUCGUCGAAACAUAUGUACUUGUGUCCCCCUGGAUGCGGUUUACCAAGUGGGCUCUCAGAAGGUGCUGAAUGGUCUUUUCGGGGUCAAGAAGCCGACAUGUUUGAGUUCGGGCGCUCCUAUCCUUCGCCUUAUCAUGAACUUAACGGGAAGUAAUUCAACCCAACAUCAACUUGAAGGGGGCGCCUCUAACCUUCCCUCUGUCACCUCAUGGCAGAGCUUGGUGAUCGAACAGGGUCAGAGCCUGGAGAUGUUCCAAAGCGACAUGUCCUCAGCCUUUUACCUGUUCAAAGUCCCGCCGUGUUGGCAUCGACACCUGGCGUUCAAUGUUGUGACCUCGGAAGAGGAACUCAUGGGGAAGGGGCGCCGGCUCUUUGCCUUGUGCUGCUCCGUGUUACCCAUGGGUUGGCUUAACAGCGUUUCCAUCAUGCAGGAGGUGUCGGAAAACAUCCUGAAGCAUGGCCAGUUGAACCCCUACAACCAGGUGUCACGCAGCAAUCCGCUGCCCAAGUGGUUCACAGAGAUACUGGCUGAGGCGACAGAGGCUGAUCGAAGCUGGUGGCAUGUGUAUCUUGACAACUUCUGCGCUUGCGAACGUGUUGAAUCUCACACGGCAGCCGUGGCUGGAGCGCUGUGUCAUGAGGCGGCUGAGGCCGCUUGGCAGGCCGCUGGUGUUGUGUCCUCAGAGAAGAAACGUGUCUCGGCUGCCAGCUACAUAAAUGAGCUUGGCGCUGAAGUUGAUGGGGACUCUGGAGCUUUGGGAGUCUCCACGCAAAAGCUGCUCAAACUGGCCCUUGCCACGUUGUGGAUGCUGGCAGGGUCCGACCUUGGCAAGAAGCAAGCCCAGGUCAUUGCGGGGCGCUGGAUCUUUGUGCUCCAAUUCAGGAGACCUGCCAUGGGAUUUCUUCAAGAAGCUUGGAAGGUGACCAGUGGAGCACACCUUGCGAAGCGCGAUAUCAAGGAGAAAGCAAAAGGUGAGUUCUUAGCACUGAUCCUGGCUUCCCCUCUUCUUCACUGCAACAUGGGUGCAACAGUGGCCAAACAAAUUGUUUGCACCGAUGCUUCAGAAAAAGCUGGAGCUGUAGGGUAUGCACAGGCCUUGACCGAAGAAGGGGAUGACUUCAUCCGAGCUCAGUCAAAAUUGCAAGGGCCUGGGGAUGGUCAGCCGAUCCCGGUCUUGAUUGUAUCCCUCUUCAACGGGAUAGGGGGAUCCUUUCGUGCAUACGACGUGCUGUCGCUGGUUCCGGCCGGGCGGAUAGCAGUUGAGAUUGAUGAGGGAGCCAAUAGGAUCUGUGCCAGGAGGUGGCCAGGGACAAUCUUUGUCAAGGAUGUGAAGAAGGUGGACAGGGAGACCGUGAGAUCUUGGAGCAGGCGCUUCUUGGACAUAGAGGAGGUGCACAUAUGGGCUGGCUUCCCAUGCGCUGACCUGUCAAGUGCCAAGUAUGGGCGACAGAAUCUCCUAGGUCCUUGCUCUUCGCUCUUCUAUGAAGGACCGCGAGUUGAGCAGCUGGUCAAGGAGGAAUUCGGGAGCGCUGUCAAGGUGAAGCAUGUCUAUGAGAACGUUGCUUCAAUGGAUCGAGAGGCCUGUGCGCAGAUUUCGGCGGAGUUGGAAGAGAAGCCCUAUUUCUUGAACCCUGAACAAGCGGUGCCAAUGAAGCGUCCGCGACUGGCUUGGUCUACAGAAAAAGUGGAGGGGUGUUUGCCAGGGGUCGAAGUUACUCCCAAACAACACUGGAAUGAGGUGGAAGCCUGGGCCCCUUAUCCAAGCACAGCCCAAUGGAUCAGACCUGGUUUUCAUUGGGAGGGAGAAAGCUUUGGUAAGACCUUCCCGACGUGCAUGAAAAGCAUACCUAGGAAACAGCCCCCUCCUAAACCAGCGGGAAUCCAGAAGUGCAGCUUUGAAUGUUUGGAAAGGUGGGCCGAGGACUCUUUCAGGUACCCUCCAUACCAAUAUUCUUGGGAAUUCCUCCUUACUGAUGACAAGUCAUGGCGCCUUUUGGAUCCUGAAGAGAAAGAGUUGGUGCGAAGCCUGGCAGCCUAUGAACUCAACUGUGGCAAUUUGGAAAUGUGCUGCAUCCUGUUCGCCGCAAUUCCAACCUACAAGCGUUGCCCCUAUGGUCAUCGUCAGGCACCAGGUUUCGACAACGCUUCAAGACUCUUUGUCAGCUUUUUGACCUUGAUCCCUUUGGGUUUAGACCCUAUUCACUCAGGUGAGACAAAACGUCUCAUUAUCAAAGCCUACUUGCAGGACUCCAAGCUCUUCGAGAGUUUUCUUUCGGUUCAAUCCGCGCCUUUCCUGGAACUCCUGCUGUCAUACACUGAAAUGUCGAUUUUGCACCCGGAGGCCGAGGUCCUGGCUCCGGGCACGCCGCUGCGUUCCUCGCUCCGCAGCUCGUUAGGGCGCUCCAGCCACCGGGAUAGUAUCAUGUCCACGGCACGGGUGUCGUUGCCAUUUCUGGUGCAGGCCAAGAAGGAGGUGCAGCCGGUUCUGGGGCCCAUUCUACGUGGCGCCAGUGGCGUUUUGGACGAGUUGUUCACAGCCAGCUGCAUGCAAACAGUGAAAUCCAUAGAGGAGAUGAAGAUGGAAAGAGGCGGCCGCAAGGCGCCAGAACUUGAGGGAGGGCACUUGAAGUUGACUCUGCGUUUGCUGGCCUUGAAAGCCUGCGAGAACGGCUCUGAUCGAUUGGAAGAGGAAGAAGCAAACUAUGUGGUGGAAUAUGGAGGCUCAUCGCAGUCGAUGUACCUCUGGCGGGAGCUGCAACCGCUGAUGAAGAGCGGACAUUUCUGGCUACUAAGGCUGGAAUGUUGGGAAUCCUGGGAUCAGCUGGUGGUCUACUACGUUUUCCCCUGUCCUGGCAUUCAGAGUUUCUUUGCCAGCUUGGAACUUGCCGAGACAUGGAACAAGCAAUUCUCCUUGAGUAGCAUGGAUGAUGCCUUCAAGGAAAAGCAGUGGCAUCCCUUGCUGCCCAUUUUGGCCGAGAUGUUGCCAGGGCCGAUGACGCUGACCUUCCCAAGCAUGACAGAGGACAAGGCACGCUUGCUGGUUGAGUUCUUCGCACGACAUCCUAUGGUGACGCACCUGCAGCUCUCGGGCUGCACCUUGGGCAUGCAGCGCAGCACGCUACGCAUUGUGGCGGAGGCUUUGAAGCGAGACCAGAACCUGAAGCAUUUGGACUUAAGUGACAAUUGCCUGGGCUCCGAAGGGGUUCACACCCUCUGCCAAGCGCUGAUGGAGCAUCCGACCCUUGAGGAGCUGGUCCUGGACCGGAAUCACAUUGGGCAGGUGGGGAGUGUCAAGAUCGUGGACCUGCUGCGGGUGAAUCACAACAUCCUGCGAGUGGAGCUGGAUGAGAACCCCAUUGGCAGCGAGUGGGCUCGCUACAUCUACGUUUUGCAGCGGGAUCGCAGCGCCACCCUGGCCUCGGCCCGGAAGUGUCCGCUUCUGCCGGCCGUCGACAAGGCCAAGGCUGCCAAGAGCGGCGCCGGGUCGCGGAAGGAAACGAAGAGCUCCAAGGAGAAGGACAAGGAGAAGGGACGUAACAGUCUCUCUGAGAAGGACGAGCUCAUCAGUGAGAUGAAGGAGCAGAGUCAGCGCUGGAUGGUGGGGCCAAUUGGGAAAGGUUUGAGGCCCCACUUGGAGCUGCUGCAGGAACUGAAACCCGCCAUGCCGCUCUCCAGUCGGCUCCGCCGAAAAGAGGAGUCUCUGGGUACUGGAUCCCAGGAAGGUUGGGCCUUUGGCCUCUGGGCAGAUGGGAUGCCGCAGUGCGUUUUUUGUGCUGCCAAAGCCGAGGACAAGUUGUGCACGGCCAGUGGCAAGCAGCUGGGGUGGGAGAUCUACUACUUCCUGCUGCGGAAGGAAGAUGAGGCCUUUUACGAACGCAUUGCCAUCGGCUGGCUACUGGAGAAUACCGACCUGAAACUCACAGACACCUUCGCGAAGGAUCCCAAGCUGGAAGGCUACAUGCGUCGCCAGACCACCAGUUGGGCGCUGCUCAGUGGCCGGAAGAAUAUCGGUCAAAUGGAACAGGACGAGUUCAUUGAGAGGUUUAUGCCUCUGUCACGGCAACCGACCUUUGAAAGACGAGCGUGGGAAGCCUUGGAGUGGUUUCGCGUCAUGGAUGAAGAUGGGUCUGGAACGAUCACAGUAAGCGAGAUGUUGAACUGCAUGCUGGUCAGCGAGGACUUGCUGCAAGCGGUGAUCCGACAUCGGCUCUUCGUUGGUACCCUGGCAGGCGGCCCACGCUCAGUGCAGCUCACUGUGGCAGAGCCAGAUCCGGAAAAGGAAGGGGAGGUACAGAUGCACUAUGCCAAGGUCGGCACACGUUCACCCGUUGUGUGGGGACUCUUUAAUGCUCAGGAAGAAGUGACCCGCGAGGUCUUGUUGCGGUGGGAGACGUUCCUCGUCUCGGUGAUUGAGAACGUGCCAUUGAGCGCUGAGUUGGAGGACCUAGACAAGGCGCAACACAUGAGCCAGCUGCUGCGAGAGAACCAGUCGCAGGAAUGGCCGUCCGGCUUGCGUGGCAUCUUCGUGGGCAUCUCCUCGAUGUUUUAUGCUGCCAGGGACGCCGGGAUCACGGCAAGGCUCAUUCAGAAGAAGGAUUGCCUGAGCGCCUUCACCACAGCCUUGGAAGCAGAGUUGCGCGAUCCCAAAGGUGCCAGGGAAGAUCCAAAGAAACUGCAGCUGCAUCACCAGAAGGUGGCCAACCUUGCGAUGGCUCAUUCCUUCAUCAGCAGGUUGCUGCAUGAUGAUGCCUGGCUGUACUUCCGAAGAUCUUGGCAAAUGGGCCAAAGCUCCUUCAUUGCCACCUGGUCCUUGGGAGUGUUUCUGAACGGCAAACGAAAGGACGGCAACCAGGCCACGGGAAAAACGGCUGGUGCCUUCACACGUGUCCGAAGCCGACUGGACGAGGCCGUAGAUGCCGUCGAGCAUAUGGAGGAGCAGAAUAAGCAGCACAACUGGGCAAGGCGCUUGUCCGCUGCCUUACGCUUUUCAGCUCGGGUGCGGCGCAGUCACAGCAGCUCCACCAUGGACUAG